AUGGAAAUAGCCCAGCCAUAUUCCCAGGGUGGGCUAGACCCCUGGUGCCCAGUGGCCCCAUCUGCUUUCCCUCCCUAUCUCUGCUCUCCCAUCCUCCUGACUCCCCAGCAGUUCACCCCCUGCUCCCCUUCCUCUCUUGCAGGCCUGUCUGAAGAGCAUGCUGCCCGCUCACUCCCCACCUGGCCUGGCCAUCCCUGCCCCCCCAGCCUGACCCCCGGCCCCAGCAUGGCCCAGGGUGCCAUGCGCUUCUGCUCGGAAGGCGACUGUGCCAUCUCCCCACCACGAUGCCCACGCCGCUGGCUCCCCGAAGGCCCAGUGCCCCAGAGCCCCCCAGCCAGCAUGUAUGGCAGUACAGGCUCUUUACUCCGGCGAGUAGCAGGUCCAGGUCCCCGAAGCCGGGAGCUUGGACGUGUGACAGCGCCCUGUACACCUCUGCGUGGCCCCCCUUCACCCCGCAUUGCUCCCUCACCUUGGGCACCCUCUUCACCCACUGGGCAGCCCCGACCAGGGGCCCAGAGCUCUGUAGUCAUAUUCCGCUUCGUGGAGAAGGCCACUGUGAGGCCACUGAAUGGGCUGCCUGCUCCUGGAGGCUUGAGUCGGAGCUGGGACCUGGGUGGGGUCUCUCCUCCCAGGCCCACCCCAGCCCUCGGGCCUGGCUCCCAUCAAAAGUUGAGGCUAGAAGCAUCCACAUCAGACCCGCUUCCAGCUGGAGGAGGCUCAGCUCGGCCUGGAAGUCAGGGCCUUUUACAGGGGCCACCAACUCAACCCCAGGUUGGAGCAGAUGGUCUUUACUCCUCUCUUCCCAAUGGGCUGGGGGGCCCCUCUGAGCACCUGGCCACAUUAUUCCGAGGACCUGCUGACACUGGACUCCUGAACCAGGGGGACAUCUGGUCCUCACCACGAGAAGUCUCCUCUCAUGCCCAGAGAAUCGCUCGAGCCAAAUGGGAAUUCUUCUAUGGCUCUUUGGACCCCACCAGCUCAGGUGCUAAGCCCCCAGAGCAGGCCCCCCCAUCUCCACCUGGGGUGGGCUCAGGGCAGGGCUCUGGGGUGGCUGUGGGGCGAGCAGCCAAGUACUCCGAGACGGACCUGGACACAGUGCCCCUGAGGUGCUACCGCGAGACCGACAUCGAUGAGGUGCUGACUGAGCGGGAAGAGGCUGACUCGGCCAUCGAGAGUCAGCCCAGCUCUGAGGGCCUUCCUGGCACUGCCUGCCCACCUGCCCCACGUCCUGGCCCAUGCCUUGGCCCUCAUCCCAGCCUGGGCAGUGGCAAUGAGGAUGAGGAUGAGGCAGGUGGGGAAGAGGAUGUGGACGACGAAGUGUUUGAGGCCUCAGAAGGGGCCCGGCCAGGUACCCGAAUGCCUCACUCUGGGCCUCUCAAGUCACCUCUGCCCUUUCUACCUGGGACCAGCCCCUCGGCUGAUGGGCCUGACUCUUUCAGUUGUGUGUUUGAAGCCAUCUUGGAGUCACACCGGGCCAAGGGCACCUCCUACACCAGCCUCGCCUCGCUGGAGGCCCUGGCCUCACCUGGCCCAACCCAGAGCCCCUUUUUCACCUUCGAGCUGCCUCCCCAACCCCCUGCCCCCAGGCCUGAUCCGUCUGCUCCUGCCCCACUUGCUCCUCUUGAACCGGAUUCUGGUACCAGCUCUGCUGCUGAUGGGCCUUGGACACAGAGAGGGGAGGAAGAGGAGGCAGAGGCUGGAGCCAAGCAGGCCCCAGGGAGGGAUCCCCCUAGUCCUUGCCACUCAGAAGACAGCUUUGGAUUGGGGGCAGCACCCCUGGGCAGUGAAACACCCCUGAACCAGCUGGUGUCUGAUUCGGACUCCGAGCUGGACAGCACAGAGCGGCUGGCCCUGGGAAGCACUGACACCCUGUCCAACGGGCAGAAGGCAGACCUGGAGGCUGCGCAGCGCCUCGCCAAGAGGCUGUACCGCCUGGAUGGCUUCAGGAAGGCGGAUGUGGCCCGGCAUCUGGGCAAGAACAAUGACUUCAGCAAACUUGUGGCUGGCGAGUACCUGAAGUUUUUUGUCUUCACGGGCAUGACUCUGGACCAAGCUCUCAGGGUGUUUCUCAAGGAGCUGGCCUUAAUGGGUGAGACCCAGGAACGGGAGCGUGUGCUGGCCCACUUCUCCCAGAGAUACUUCCAGUGUAAUCCUGGAGCCCUGUCCUCAGAGGACGGUGCGCACACGCUGACCUGCGCCCUCAUGCUACUCAAUACGGAUCUCCACGGCCACAACAUCGGGAAACGCAUGACCUGCGGAGACUUCAUUGGUAACCUGGAAGGCCUCAACGAAGGCGGCGACUUCCCCAGAGAGCUGCUCAAGGCCUUGUACAGCUCCAUCAAGAAUGAAAAGUUGCAAUGGGCCAUAGACGAGGAGGAGCUGAGACGCUCUCUGUCUGAGUUGGCCGACCCCAACCCCAAGGUCAUCAAGAGGGUCAGCGGGGGCAGUGGCAGUGGCUCCAGCCCUUUCCUGGACCUGACUCCCGAGCCCGGGGCUGCAGUCUACAAGCACGGCGCCCUGGUGCGAAAGGUGCACGCGGACCCUGACUGCAGGAAGACACCUCGGGGCAAGCGCGGCUGGAAGAACUUCCACGGGAUCCUCAAGGGCAUGAUCCUCUAUCUUCAGAAGGAGGAGUACCAACCUGGGAAAGCGCUGUCGGAGGCAGAGCUUAAGAACGCCAUCAGCAUCCACCACGCGCUGGCCACGCGGGCCAGUGACUACAGCAAGAGGCCGCACGUCUUCUACCUGCGCACUGCUGACUGGCGGGUCUUCCUCUUCCAGGCCCCGAGCCUGGAGCAGAUGCAGUCUUGGAUCACUCGCAUCAACGUGGUGGCUGCCAUGUUCUCUGCACCCCCCUUCCCAGCUGCCGUCAGUUCCCAGAAGAAGUUCAGCCGCCCUCUGCUACCCAGCGCUGCCACCCGCCUCUCCCAGGAGGAGCAGGUGCGGACCCACGAGGCCAAGCUGAAGGCCAUGGCAAGUGAGUUGAGGGAGCAUCGGGCCAUGCAACUGGCCAAGAAGGCCCGGGGUAAGGAGGCUGAAGAGCAGCGGCAGAAGGAGGCGUAUCUGGAGUUUGAGAAAUCCCGCUACGGCACAUACGCAGCACUGCUUCGGGUCAAGCUGAAGGCGGGCAGCGAGGAGCUGGAUGCGGUGGAGGCAGCAGUGGCCCAGACCGGCGGCACGCAGGAUGGACUCCCCGCUCCUCACUCCAGUCCCUCCCUGCCGCCCAACACCUCCAGUCAGCCCCGGGCACAGUGUCCUGACUCAGAGGCUCGGGCAGGGGCAGGCAGUGGGCGGUGGAAGCCCUGA
Budorcas taxicolor (takin) is the source of this 3306-nucleotide messenger RNA. RefSeq names its product pleckstrin and Sec7 domain containing (gene PSD). Gene Ontology annotation, biological process: regulation of ARF protein signal transduction. Gene Ontology annotation, molecular function: guanyl-nucleotide exchange factor activity; phospholipid binding; protein binding. The transcript has 16 exons. Lineage: Eukaryota; Metazoa; Chordata; Mammalia; Artiodactyla; Bovidae. Bases 1 to 3306 code for a protein of 1101 amino acids. The record is from RefSeq and is a predicted model, not a curated record.